ACACUCUCCGGUGGUACAGCACACGGAGUAGAAAGGUACAACCCGGAGAAGCGUAAAGUGUUAGCCCAAAAGCAGUUUCUUUAGGGUUUUUUGUCGACAGGGACGAGAAGCCAUUGAUAGAAAUUUAUACUCUUUUCACUGAAAAUGGAUAAACCAAACCCUCCUUCACCCCUACCAGAAGAGCCGGCUCCAAAAAAGCAGAAGAUGUCCACCACCACCACCUCCGACGAUGAAGACUUCGAUCCGGCCGUCGCCGUCGCCGCCGCCGCAGACGACGGCAGUGCGCCACCGGAGAGGACACCUAAGUACAAGCGUCGCAAAAUCGCGAUCUUCUUCGCGUACUGCGGGGUGGGGUAUCAAGGCAUGCAGAAGAAUCCGGGAGCCAAAACGAUCGAAGGCGACCUCGAAGAGGCGCUGUUCCACGCCGGCGCGGUGCCGGAGAAAGAUAGGGGCCAGCCGAAGCGGUAUGACUGGGCGCGAUCCGCCCGGACCGAUAAGGGCGUGAGCGCGGUAGGUCAAGUCGUUUCGGGGCGGUUUUACAUUGAUCCUCCUGGCUUGGUCGAUCGCCUCAACUCGAACCUCGCUCCUCAGAUUCGUAUCUUCGGUUACAAGCGGGCGACGGCGUCGUUUAAUGCUAAGAAGUUCUGUGAUCGGCGGAGGUAUGUGUACUUAAUUCCUGUUUUUGCUCUCGACCCAUCUGCUCAUCGCGAUAGGGAAAGUGUCCUUGCUAGCUUAGGAUCUGGAAAUGAGCUUGUUAAGUGUUUGGAAUGCUCAGAAAGAGGGCGUAAAGUUAUCGGAAUCAUGGGGAAACGCACUUUCGAUUCAAAGAAUGAGCUAAGCGUUGUUUCAUCCGGUUCAGGCAUUUCGUCGAACACUGGAGACUCUCAAAACCAGCAGGAAAACAUGAACAACUCCAUACAUUCUGGUUCAGGCAUUUCGUCAAACACUGGAGACUCUCAAAACCAGCAGGAAAACAUGAACAACUCCAUACAUUCUGGUUCAGGCAUUUCGUCGAACACUGGAGACUCUCAAAACCAGCAGGAAAACAUGAACAACUCCAUACAUUCUGGUUCAGGCAUUUUGUCGAACACUGGAGACUCUCAAAACCAGCAGGAAAACAUGACGAACUCCAUAGAUGAUGAGAGCAAGCCAAAUUCUGAAAUUGAGAAAAAAGCAGGAAAUGAAACCUCCCAAGAUGAGAAAAACGAGGUUACAAACAUGGAAGUUGAGGAAGGCAAUGAGGAAGCUAUAGUCCCAAAGAAGAUUUUUUCUUAUGGUGAUGAGGAGAAAGAUAGGUUUAACAGAAUUCUUAAGUACUACGAGGGAACUCACAAUUUUCACAACUUCACAACAAGAACAAAAGCUGAGGACCCGGCUGCAAAGCGAUACAUUAUCUCCUUUACUGCAAACACAGUAGUUGAAGUGGAAGGCAUUGACUUUGUUAAGUGUGAGGUUGUUGGACAAAGCUUCAUGCUUCAUCAGAUUCGUAAAAUGAUUGGUCUCGCAUUGGCAAUCAUGAGGAAUUGUGCUCCCGAAUCAUUGAUUGAAACCGCCUUCAGUAAGGAUGUUAAUAUUAAUGUGCCCAUGGCUCCUGAGGUUGGGUUAUAUUUGGAUGAAUGCUUCUUUUCUUCGUAUAACAAAAGGUGGACAGAUCACGAAGAAUUGUCAAUGAAAGCUUAUGCAGAUGUGGCAGAGGACUUCAAAAUGAAGUAUAUAUAUUCUCAUAUUGCAUCCACAGAGCACAAGGAAGGAGUCAUGGGUCUAUGGCUACAUUCUCUAAAUUAUCGUAAUUACCCUGAUCUACGCUUUUCAAACUGUGAUGAAACUACAGAUGCAAAAAGCGUUGAAGCUGCAAACAUACCCGAUUCUUGCACUGUGAACAAUGGUGAGGCUCUGGAUGCAAAAACUGUCGAAGGUGCAGUCGUUGCUGAUUCAUGUGCUGUGAAGAACAAUGAAUCUGAAAAAACAAGUGCCAAAACUAUUGAAAGUAACGACAUGUCUCGUUCUUGUGCCUCGAGCGAGGCUGAUGCAUGUCCUGGGAAGAACGAUGAACCUGCAAAUGCCAAAACUACCGAAAGUAAUGACAUGGCUCCAUCGUCUGCCAUGAGUGAAGCUGAUGCAAAAACUGUGGAAGCUGCAGACAAUGCUGAUUCGUGCCCUGGGAAGAAUGACGAAUCUGCAACUGCCAAAACUACUUUUGAGGCUGAUGCUCCGGAUGCAAAAACUGUCGAAGCUGAUUCGUGUCCUGGGAAGAACGUCGAAACUGCAACUGCCAAAACUACUUUUGAGGCUGAUGCUCCGGAUGCAAAAACUGUCGAAGCUGCAGAGAAUACUGAUCCGUGUCCCGGGAAGAACGACGAAUCUGCAAGUGCCAAAGCUACUGAAAGUAAUGCCAUGACAGAUGUGAAAAGUAUUGCAGAUGAGGACAUGGCUGAGUGAGAACACAUAUGCCUCAAAAUUUUCCAUUUGAUAGGGGGCAGUGUUAUUUAUGUUUUGCUAGUUCUUAGUAUUGCUUCUUGAAGAUUUGCAUGAAGCAAACAUAGAUAGAUAUAACUUUCUCUGAUAGAAGAAGAGAUUUCAAUGAUGAGUAUUUCCUGUUUUUA
Molecule: messenger RNA, 2603 nt
Organism: Ipomoea triloba (trilobed morning glory)
Lineage: Eukaryota; Viridiplantae; Streptophyta; Magnoliopsida; Solanales; Convolvulaceae
Product: tRNA pseudouridine synthase 1
Exons: 2
Coding region: 145-2439 (764 amino acids)
Biological process (GO): tRNA pseudouridine synthesis; mRNA pseudouridine synthesis
Cellular component (GO): nucleus
Molecular function (GO): pseudouridine synthase activity; RNA binding
Source: RefSeq, a predicted model, not a curated record